CCUCUCUUUCUACUUCUCUUUCUCUCUUCAACCACAAUUUCAAUAUUCGACAUGCCUCAAGUUCACGUGGAAGUGCGGCUCAAGGACGCCGAUGCUGCUGAGUACAUCACACGCACUGAAGUAAGACCUUUUCACUACUCUUCGCCUCACAUGCUUAUGACGCCANNGAUCGAGGACGCAUUCCGUCACUUUCUGACCACCGAAUACAUCCAUCCAGUGCGCGACGGCGAGGAAUUGCAAUUCGAAAAGUUCCAGCACAAGGACCAUGUCGCUUCCGCCCUUGUCACUGGUGUCGAUGUCGAAUUGAAGGACAAAGGCGACUUCUUGUUCACCGACGUCCAAGUCAAGGUUCAUGCCUAUUCACUUCGCGAACAAGCCGCUGCUCCAACCACUGUCACCUUCAGCACCUCCAAGGAUUCUCAAGCAAGACUCAUCAACCUACCUCAUGAGUCUUUGGCCGGCGUUUGGGAAUGUCUGAAAUUUGAUGAAACGCAAGACUUUAACCCAGAGCAAAUGCUUAAUAUGAUUGUCCACACAGGUAAGCCAAGACGGGCCACUGACCUUCAUAUAGCNCGAGCACUUGCUCAAAAAUUGGUCAUCAGGCUCAGUCGCACCUUCAGAAGUGGAAAGUUGUUCGAAAUCAACACACAAGACCUCCUCUCCAAAUUCUACAGUGAGAGCGGUAAGCUUGUAUCAGAGAUGUUUGAAAAGAUCCUCAAAAUGGCACACGACGAUAAGGAGCUUGUCUGUGUGUUAAUUGAUGAGAUCGAAAGUAUUGCUGCAUCGCGUCAAGCCUCUACAAAGAACGGCGAGUGUACGGAUACUGUUCGCGCUACCAAUCAACUCCUCACUGCGCUUGAUCGAAUUAGAAGCAAGCCCAACAUCGUUGUCUUUUGCACGAGCAACUUGGCUGAGUCUAUCGACACAGCUUUCCUCGACAGAGUCUACGACGUGGUCUCAGUACCACCUCCAUGCGCAAGUGCUGUCUAUACCAUUCUGAGCAAUAUCCUCAACUCGCUGAUUGAUGCUGGAACGAUUGUUCAUGAGCCUUGGGCUGAGAAUCUGCCCCCUCCCGACAACGUCAAUCUCAAGAAGAACCUCGGCAGCUACCUCGACGAAACACGCUUGCCAAGUUAUGAUCGACUGGCAGCCUGGCGAGCCGCAAACCUUGACUCUCCUGGACCGGUCCUCGAGAGCGUCGCCAAAGACUGUGCAGGAUUUAGUGGAAGGAAGUUGGCUAAGCUGCCAUUUCUCGCGAUUACAAAGUACACCAGUCAAGAGAAGUGUGCCAUGUUCGACGCGAUUCAGGCUAUUAAGAAGGCUGUCAAGCUAGACAAGGCCACGAAUUGA
Messenger RNA from Aureobasidium musti, 1350 nucleotides. Lineage: Eukaryota; Fungi; Ascomycota; Dothideomycetes; Dothideales; Saccotheciaceae. The record is from the annotation of a GenBank genome assembly.